Messenger RNA from Eleginops maclovinus (Patagonian blennie), 1453 nucleotides. It is a transcript of the gene cd151, whose product is annotated as CD151 molecule. The transcript has 9 exons. Bases 223 to 1002 code for a protein of 259 amino acids. Gene Ontology annotation, cellular component: plasma membrane. NCBI's taxonomy places the organism in Eukaryota, Metazoa, Chordata, Actinopteri, Perciformes, Eleginopidae. Gene Ontology annotation, biological process: cell migration. The record is from RefSeq and is a predicted model, not a curated record.
AGCCAUGUUCUCCAUAAAGCUAGUGGAGGGGUGAGCUGCCUGUUGAGCCAAAAGAGGACUCGGACGCAUGAGUAGGAGGCUCUGGUCUGAGUGUCAACGGAGAACUGACGCUGUUGCCGUUAACCUUCAAAGACAACAGCACAUCGACACUGGGGCUGGUGGGAUCUGGGAAGACGUUGCCUCGAUAAUCUACACUCUCAGGGCCCUCCAUCUAAAAUCAGAAUGGAAGCUCAAGGUGGAAACAGACCCAGCUGUGGGACAAUUUGUCUGAAGUAUUUACUUUUUCUCUUUAACAGUCUGUUUUGGCUGGCAGGAGGGGCUGUGCUGGGAGUGGGAGUGUGGACUCUGAUGGAAAAGAGCGACUACAUCAGUCUACUGAACUCCAGCUUCUACUCGGCCUCAGCUUACAUCCUGAUAGUUUCCGGGGUUAUUGUGAUAGCGACCGGGAUCAUCGGAUGCUGUGCCACUCUGAAUGAGAUGAGGGCUCUUUUGAUUGUGUAUUUGGUGUUGUUGAUCUGUAUUUUCCUGCUUGAAAUCAUUGCUGGCGUGCUGGCUUACAUUACCUACCAAGAGUGUUUCCCUUUCUGCUACCAGCUGGAUGAUGAGCUCAGACAGAACCUGAAGGUGACCAUGCAGCAGAAAUACCAGCAGCCGGGGGAGGAGAGCGUCACGCUGGCUGUGGAUAAACUUCAGCAGGAGUUUAAGUGUUGUGGAAGUUACAACUCCUCAGACUGGAGAGACUGUGCGUGGAUCAAGAAACCAGACAACAAGCGUCUCGUUCCUGAUAGCUGCUGUAAGAGUCCUGGUGACCUCUGCGGCCUCAGGGACCAUCCCUCUAAUAUCUACAAGGUGGAGGGAGGCUGUAUUAUGAAGCUAGAGGAGUUCAUCCUGAGUCAGUUGUAUAUUCUUGGUGCAGUGGGCAUUGGGAUUGCAUUUCUACAGCUUGUGGGGAUGAUGUUUACUUGCUGCCUAUAUCAAAAUUUGAAAGAAGAUCCGUACUGAUUUUUGAUUUUGUUUAGUGGCACAGAUUGUGUAAAAUCAUAAAUUGUAAAAUAUUUGGUUAGGUAUUUUAUUGCCCCUUUAUCAACUGAGUGGCCAAUUCGAAAUAUAACAUUGUGAUUUACAAAAUAGCCACAAACACUAGAGAUGCUGUAAUGCUGCUGUGCAGCAAUGCCCUUUUUAUGCAAAAUGCCAUUGCUUGCUUUAAAUACCUUUUAUUUUUUAUCAGAAAAUAUAUUGUGUGGACAAACAUGUACAAAAAAACACACAUUUUAAAGAGCGGACAAAUAUAUGCAGUGUGUGGUUUCAUUUAACAAUCAGUCUUGUUGGUUAUGUUGUUUUUUUUAUCACAUAGUGGUUACCAAAAUUGUAAUAAAUAAUAUAUAAAUAAAAUUGAUUUUCUGUGUGUCAAAAUGCUAAUAAAAUGCUUGCCAUUUAAUAAUCCAAAAAAUGA